GGUUGGAAGACGGAGGUUACACUAUUUUUCGGUUGACUGUUGAAAUGUAAUGGGGAAAUUGGCGAGUUUUGAGAUUUUUCUACAAAAUCAUGAUCCUAUAUUUUAUGCUGGACAAACGGUGCAAGGCCAUGUUUCCAUUCAGUUGAACGAACCUAUGAAAAUCAGAGGUAUUUGUCUUAAGUUUUAUGGACAGGCAAAAGUUCACUUUACUGAAAGGGUAUCAAGAGGAUCUGGAAAUAACAGACAUCAUGAAACAGUUCACUAUAGAGCGGAAGAAGAAUAUUUUAAUCAAAAAGUCCUUUUAUUUGGACAAGGAAAGGAUUCAGUAAUGGCACCAGCUGGACAGAGUGUUUACCCUUUUCAGUUUACCUUACCACCUGGUUUGCCAUCAUCAUUUGAAAGUAUGUAUGGUUAUGUGAGGUAUUGGUUAAAAGCUACCAUCGAUCGACCAUGGAAAUUUGAUCACACAACAAAAACAGCUUUUACUGUUAUUUGUCUGUUAGAUUUGAACAGAGAACCGACAGCAACAACAGCAUUACAAGGCCAUGAUGAAAAAACUUUAUGUUGUUUGUGCUGUAAAUCAGGACCAAUUUCUGCAGUCUUCAGAAUAGAUCGAGGAGGUUUUGUUCCUGGAGAAGCAAUACCCAUUAAUGUAGAAAUUACUAACCACUCAAGCAGAACAAUAAAUGGUUCUAAAGUUGUAUUCAGAAUGGAAACACUUUUUAAAGCUCGGGGUAAAAUGAAAGUUGAAAGUAGACAGUUGGCAAAAAUAAAACAUGAUGGAUUUAAAAAAGGAGAGAGUGAUAUUUGGAGUGGGGAAGCCAUCAUUAUACCACCAGUCCCUCCAUCUUUUCUAGCGGGUUGCCAUAUUAUUGAUAUACACUACUAUUUAGAGUUAAUAGUAAAUCCAUCCGGAUUAUCUUUUGAAAUGACUAUACCAUUAGAGAUAAUAAUAGGAACAAUACCAUUAAAUCAUAUUGUACUACAAUUUCCUCCAAUGCCACCUUCUCAACCAGCUAUUUAUCCACCUGUGUUAGAUGAUCCUGAUGGAGCUAAACCAAGUACACCAUCGUCACCGCCACCUUCUUAUGCUGAUUGUGUAUUUGGUAAAGUGAAUAUAAAAGAAGAGGAAGAUAAUGAAUAUACUGGUGGUAAUCUGGACUUUACUCCAAAAUAUACUUACUAUAACUGGGGUCAUCAACCUUCUGCCCCACCCCUUGAUGAUGAUUAACAAAUUUAAUUUGAUUUGAUGACUUAAAGUCCUAUUGGUUGUUUUGAUCAACCAUAAUAUAGGUGUAUGAGAGUUUUACAUUGAAUGGAAACAUUUAGAUUGUUGUAAAGCAGGGCAUUUUGUAGUCUAGUAAGUCAGGGGUUGGGGGCAACACAGAUGAUGUUGUCAACUGAAAACCACACCCUUUUUGGUACUAUUUGAGAGAGGAAAAAUAGCAUACAUGUAUAUGCCAGAUCUUGUCUAAGGUAUGCUAAAAUACUACUAUUUUCUCGCGCCCAUGGGAGAUACCCUACCAAACUCCCUAUGCUUCAGAUUCCUUAAAAAAAUGUCCUGGCUUAAAGAUUUUAAAAGUAAGCUGAAACUUUUGCUGGCAUUUGUCAAUGACGAUGGUUAAUACUUAAUGGUACCUGAAUGCUGAAUUUGUAAGAACAUGGACUCUCAAGAGAUGUUGUUAGUUAUGUUUUGUUGAACUGGUCCAAUGACUGUUUUUAUACGCCCACUUUUUCAUGUGGACGUAUUAUGCCGUCGCCCCUCUCGGUUCAUCCGUCCAUCCACAAUUUGUUUGUGGACACUCUACAGUUUUUUAUGCACCUAUUUCUUCAUGUGGACGUAUUAUGCCAUUUGUCCGUCCAUCCACAAUUUGUUUGUGGACACUCUACAGGUCACAAUUAUUGCCCCUGAUUGUAUGGAAAAUCGCAUUUUAGUUAGUGGUCCCUCUACAACUUACAAGUCACAAUUAUAGUAUAGUCCGAUUUAAUGUUUAAAUAUAUCACCAUUACACCCUAAUGAAGGUUGAGUUUGAAUUUCAUGUAAAUCAGACCAAAACUGAUGGACAAAUUGGCCGCCAACGUAAUCAAAUAGUGUAAAAAUAUGGUAUAUCAAGGUUGUGAACACUCUAGAGGCCGCAAUUUUGAUCGGAUUUUGAUGAAACUUUAAAUUUAUGUUUAUAUCACAAACAUCUUGGUUCCUUUCGAUAAUCGUGCAUAUCUGAACGCAACUUCCUGGAUUAUGGCCCCUGAUUUUUCGAAAAAUCGCAUUUUUAGCUUGUGGACCCGCUAGAAGUCACAAUUUGUAUUCAGUUUUAAAAAACAUUUUAAUAUAUCACCAUUACACAUCCAUGAAGGUUGAAUUCGAAUUUUCGUAAAAAUCUGAUCAAAGCUGCCGGACAAAAUGGCCGCUCCUUGUACGUAAAUAGUGUAAAGGUAUGUAAUACCAAGGUUGUGGACAUUCUAGAAUUCACAAUUUUUAAUCCGAUUUUGAUGAAACUUGAAAUGAAUGUUUAUAAGUCAAAGAUUUUGGUUCAGUUCGAUAUUUGUGCAUAUUAGACUGUAACUGGAUUAUGUUCUCUGAUUGUACGAAAAAUCACAUUUUUAGCUUGCGGCCACAAUUUUUAUCCGAUUUUUAAAAAAAUGUUUAAAUGUAUCACCGUUACACCCUAAUGACGGUUGAGUUUGAAUUUCAUGAAAAUCGGACCGAAAUUGCCUGACAAAAUGGUCGCUCCUUGUACACAAUUAGUAUAAAAGUAUGUAAUACCAAGGUUGUGGACCCUCUAGAAGUUAAAAUUUUUAUCAGAUUUUGAUGAAACCUAAAAUAUAUGUUUAUGUCCCAAAGAUCUCAGUUCCUUUUGCUAUUUGCGCAUAUCAGACUGAAACUUCCUCCUGGAUUAUGGCCCCUGAUUGUAUGAAAAAUCACGUUUUAAGCUUGUUUAGCCUACCCUCAAGAGGUCACAAUUUUUAUCUUAUUUUAAAAACCAUUUAAAUAUAUCAACAUUACACCAUAAUGAUGGUUGAGUUCCAAUUUCUUAAAAAUCGGAUCAAAACUGCUGGACAAAAUGGCCACUCCUUGUAUGCAAAUAGUGUAAAAGUCUGUAAUACCAAGGUUUUGGACCUUCUAGAGGUCACAAUUUUUAUCUGAUUUUGAUGAAACUUAAAAUAUGUUUACAUCCCAAAGAUCUAGGUUCCUGUAGAUAUUCAUGCAUAUCUUGCAAAAUGUGGGCGUAUCUUGUAUGGCAACCACUUGUUUGUAUUGAUUUGAUAUUGUGACAUUGAACAAUAAUUGGUGAAUUUAAUUGUAAAUAUAUAAACCAUUUAUCAAAUAUUACUAUUUGAGAUGAAUUAAACUUCAACAGGACAACUGUGUGUGUGUUUUUCCAAGUCUAGAUUUACAUAUAAUUUGUGAAUAUAUUUUAAUAGCUUUGUUUUUUUACCUAUAUUACCUUUCAUCGUAAAUCUUAUGGUUACAUUCUUUUUGGAAAAUACUGAGAUAAUAUGAUUCUUUUUUAUACUGUAUCUAAUUUAUUGCUAUAUUUACAAGUUACAAUGGAUCUUUUUUAAGCGAUUUAAUUGUGGACAUAUUGUCCUCCAUAGACAAUGGUUUUGUGAACACUUUUAAAGGCCAAAGUUUUAUAUGUUUUUAUAUUCAAAUUCAGAACAAAUUAUAUUGUUUAUAUAUCUGAUAUGCAUUCUUUUGAAUGCAAUACAAGACAGAGUUCAGGAUGGAAUUUUUUAAUACUUCAUGUUAUUAUUUAUUAGAGCACAGGAAUAAAAUUAUUUUGACAUAAAAAACAUGUAGACACAGGAAAGAGUUUUAGAAAACUGCUAGACAGGACUUUUUGGCAUCGAUUUACUAUGCUGAUGGUGAACCUUACGACAUUAUCAUCAUUAUAAUUAACACGGCAAAGAAAUAGUUAUUUAAUAUGAACUAAAAGUACAAAUAUUCCUACUAAUGUAUCUACCUCAAGGUCAUUGUAAUUAUAUCUUUCUGCAUAAUUAGAUAAGUUGUUGGAUCUACGGGAGGUGUCUAGUUUAUGGAUCUAUGUAUAUUUUCUUUUGUUAUAGCUUGUGUCAGUCAUCUGGUUGUCUGAUGUAAACAAGGAGGCACUUUUUACUUCUUCUCCUGAACUGAUUGAUUGAUUUCAACAAAUUUUUUUAAAUGUCUUGCCACAGCAGCAUUUAUUCUGAUUUGUUCAUAUGAGGUUGCUUGCACUAUAGGGGCAAAUUUAGAUAAUCUUAAAAAUAUAUCUUCUUCCUAAAGUGAACUAUGUGUUAGUCCCAAAAUGACCUAGUUUGUGUGUCAAGUGGAUGUUAAACUCCAUUUCUCUCUCUCUCUCUUUCUCUCUCUCUCUCUGUCUCUAAACCACUUGAUUGAUUUCAACCAAAUUGGUUGAUUGGUCAAUGCUUGUCAAAAUCGUUUCAAAUAAAGCUACUAACUUCAAAGGGGCAGAGUUAGAUUACAACUAAAAUUGAUAGAUAUGUUUCGUGCAUGGUGCUUCAAAUUGUUGAAACGAUUGAACUUUAAUUACCGGUGUAUCAAAAAAGAAAGUUUGUUCAUAUGAUAUUUGAUUUAAUCAUGGAAACAACAAUGAUAAAAUGUCUUAUAUUCUCACUAGCCGAAAUCUUCAGUGGGUGAUUAAGGCCCUUGUGCCUCUUGUUUGAAUUUAAGCAUUUGAUUUGUUAUGUAAGUGGGUAUUUUUAUUAUCUAUAUCCCGAACUAUUUUUUUCUGAAUAUGCAGAGAUGAAUUUUUUACACUUUUAGAAAUUAAUUAAAUUAUGUCUACCUAUAGGGGAAAUCUAAUAAGUAUUUGGUUUGAGAAUAAAUUACUUCAAAUCCAUAUAACUACAGUGGAUUAAAACUGCAGUUUUUGAUGAAAUUUAAUACAUAAAAAGUCAUAGAAACAUUGCCACAUUUGUUCAUUUAUACGAUCAUGUUCUCAUACAACUUGACAAGAAAAAUUUGGCAAAGUAUAUAUGGCAUAUAUUUUCAUUAUUAUUAUGGUGGAUUUGCCAUAGAAAAAUACUUCAUGUAAAGUUACCUUAAAAGUUGAAUCAAGUCCACCAAUGACAAGAUGAUUGUUAAAUAUUGAUUAAAGUUUAAACUCCUCUAACUCAUCAAGUAAUUUCAUGCAGAAAGUGAGUACUUAUUGUACUGUUUUAAGUGUUCAAAACACAGCAUUCAGCACACAGAGCAAAUUUUUAAUACUUAGCAUACAUUGUUAGAAUGAAUAUCUGACAACAAUUUCUCAAAUUCAUGACCUUUCAUUUUAAGCAGUCAUAUAAAUUUUAACCCAAACAUUAUUUGGCAAUAAUUUGUAGUGUACCAGUUUCUGUAUUUCCCAAUUUUUUCAAGUGUAAAAUGUAUGAAAAUGCAAUGUUAAGUGUAGAAUUAUUGUAGAUCUAUUUCAGUUUAAGAAAUAUAAGUAAAUUGUACAUGUUAUAUUAUUAUAUAUAUGUAAUAUAUAAUGGUUAGAAUUUGUGACUGUGUGAUUCGUUUGGUUUUUUUGUUAGCUAUGUGAUGUGAUAUAUUUGGAAAAAUCUCAGAAUAUGUUUUUUAAUGCACAGAGCUUCCUGUAUGUACGACUGUUUAACUUAUUUUCUACCUGUAUUAAUUUAAUAUGCAGUAUAUAUUUGAAGAAUAAUUCUCCAAAAGCAUUAUUAUUAUGCUCAUAUUUAAAUGGUUGUUUAAUAAAUAGUUUUCAGAUUACAAUAUAUAUUUUGAUAUUAAAAGGAAUCUGGUCUUUCCUCCAUUUGAAUUGACCUCCCAUUUGUGAAAUUACUAAUACUGAUUGUUAUUUUUCACAUAAGUUAACAUGACUUCCAACAUUUAUAGUUUUUAUCUGUCAAGUGAUUUUUGUUGGAAGCUGAAUAAUAUUAUCCUAUUUGCACUUGAACUGCCUGAAACUAGUGCUCAUUAGACCCUCCAAUGUCACAUGCAUGCAAGAAUUAAUAUAUGCUUCUGUCUGUCAUGCAAUACUGAGAGUAGCUAUUCACAGUACUCAAGUGGUUUGCAGCAAUCUAGCUAGGGAACAGUAGUUUUGAAUGGUUUAAGGCUGUCCAGUGAUAAAUCGGUAUAAAUUCUCAAAUAACCAGGGUAGUCAAUAUUAAAAUGUACCAAGUGCUAUGUAUGUUUUUAAGUUACUUUUUAUGCUAAUUUUAAUCCACUAAAUAAAUGUUUAUAUUUUACAGUUUUACUUGUGCAACAUAACUAAUGUCUCGGCUUUUGAUAUUUUGUUUUUGUCUUGUUGAAAUUACUUAUGUAUGUACAUGUACAUAUUGUUAUGCAAUAAUAAACCACAUUAGUUUUACCUUUUAAA
Messenger RNA from Patella vulgata (common limpet), 6320 nucleotides. Its product is annotated as arrestin domain-containing protein 3. NCBI's taxonomy places the organism in Eukaryota, Metazoa, Mollusca, Gastropoda, Patellidae. Gene Ontology annotation, cellular component: cytoplasm. The transcript has 7 exons. Gene Ontology annotation, biological process: protein transport. The record is from RefSeq and is a predicted model, not a curated record. Bases 50 to 1231 code for a protein of 393 amino acids.